UCUUCACCCAACACAAAUUAUACGUAUAUAUAUAUGUAUGUUAAUAUAUAAAAAAUUAAUAAAUACAACCAACGACCAAAAGGUUUCUCUCUUUCUCGUCAAGAUCCUUCUUUUUCUUUUUCUGUUAGAGACGUGUUCUCGAUUUCAGCUAAGGUUUUAAAUUCUUUCGUAGAAAAUGAGCUGGUGGUGGGCUGGAGCUAUUGGCGCUGCUAAGAAAAAGUUUGAAGAAGAUGAACAACCCAGAAGCUACCAGAGCGUGGGACUGGUAAUUGGCGUGACGGGGAUAGUAGGCAACAGCCUGGCUGAAAUCCUCCCACUCUCAGACACACCUGGCGGCCCCUGGAAGGUUUAUGGGGUGGGAAGACGCCCACGUCCGAACUGGAAUGCUGACCAUCCAAUUGAAUACAUUCAAUGUGAUGUCUCAGAUCCUGAAGACACCAAUACAAAGCUUUCUGGACUGACUGAUGUUACACACAUAUUCUAUGUCACUUGGGCCAGCCGAGCCACUGAAGCUGAUAACUGUGAAGUCAAUGGUGCCAUGUUUCGCAACGUGCUGCAAGUCCUGAUUCCAAAUGCCCCAAAUCUCAGCCACAUUUGCCUCCAAACUGGGCUCAAACAUUACAUAGGCCCUUUUGAGGCCCAUGGUAACAUUGAGUUCCAUGAACCACCUUUCACAGAGGAUAUGCCCCGUUUGAAAGUUCCCAACUUCUACUACACUCUGGAAGAUGUUCUGUAUGAAGAGGUUGAGAAAAAGGAGAGUUUGUCCUGGUCCGUGCACCGUCCCAGCGUGAUUUUCGGGUUUUCCCCUUACAGCUUGAUGAACUUAAUUGGCACACUUUGUGUGUAUGCGGCUAUAUGCAAGCACGAGGGGCGUCCACUGAGAUUCCCUGGAAGCAAAGCGGCUUGGGAGUGUUACUCAAUGGCUUCAGAUGCAGAUUUGAUUGCAGAGCAACAAAUAUGGGCUGCAGUGGACCCAUAUGCGAAGAAUGAAGCCUUUAACUGUAGCAAUGGGGAUGUGUUCAAGUGGAAGCAUUUCUGGAAAGUUUUAGCCGAGCAGUUUGGGAUUGAAGAAUAUGGAUUCGAGGAGGGUGUGAGUUUUAAGUUGACAGAGUUGAUGAAGGACAAAGGUCCUGUAUGGGAGGAGAUUGUGAAGGAGAAUCAGCUAGAGCCCACCAAGUUAGAAGAGGUGGGUGUUUGGUGGUUUGCUGAUCUCAUGUUGGGGUAUGAAUCUCAGUUGGACAGCAUGAACAAGAGUAAGGAGCAUGGCUUUUUAGGUUUCAGGAAUUCCAGGAACUCUUUUAUCUCUUGGAUUGACAAGAUGAAAGCCUACAAAAUUGUGCCUUGAAAAUGCUGGACUAUCUGAGUUUCGGGUUCCAAUGGUGGCUUUUGGUAUGAAAGUGUUUGUUGUGUAUCUGCUGUUUCAUUGUUGUUGUUGUUCUAAAUUGAUUUCUUUUUGGGAAUAAAGUCUCAAAUGUUAUGUACAAAUACUUGAAAAAAAAAAAGAGAGA
Molecule: messenger RNA, 1508 nt
Organism: Humulus lupulus (European hop)
Lineage: Eukaryota; Viridiplantae; Streptophyta; Magnoliopsida; Rosales; Cannabaceae
Product: 3-oxo-Delta(4,5)-steroid 5-beta-reductase
Exons: 3
Coding region: 176-1345 (389 amino acids)
Source: RefSeq, a predicted model, not a curated record